CAAUAACGGUCUUAUUCAUAAUCAUUUUUCACAUUUUAUCAAAUGCUUAUUAGAGGUUUAUAAAACGUUUGAUAAAAAUUGUUAUUCAUAAUCGUCAUUUAGCGCUAAAAUCCUCUUUUAUCUGUGUGAUAAGUUAUCGAGAGCUCGGGCCUUGUUUAAAGCUCUAAUAAACCUAUUUUAACCUAACUUUUAUAAAUGUCAUUUCAUAUGAAUGUCACUUCGUUGGUUUAUUUAUUCAAAAUAUCCUUGCUGUGAUCCUUGCUUGUGAAAAUGAAUGCUAUAAAUGCAAUUGUGCAUUUAGCCAAUAAUGCCGACCCAGCGCGACGUAGAAAGCUCUACCGCCAACGAAGCAACCCAUUCGAUUUGCGGGACCUAAAUUUUAAAAUAAAAUAUAGGUUCAAUAAGGACACAGUGCUCACCAUCAUAGAUUUGGUGGAAGAUGAUCUGGUUCAGAGCGCUAGAGGUGGUGGCACGUGUCCUGAACUGCAAGUUUUAGUGGCCAUAAGAUGUUGGGGACGUCGUGAGGUACAAGAUGAUGCUGGUGACCUCCAUGGCCUAAGUCAGCCGACAGUGAGCCGGAUAUGCGCCAGAGUCGCGCAUGCAAUCGCGAAUAAGGCAAAUUCCUUCAUCAAAAUGCCUAUCACUAUAGGAGAGCAGGAAAGAAUUAGUGCCAAAUUUAGAGCAAUUAAAAAUUUUCCUGGGGUGAUAGGAGCCAUAGAUUGCACCCACAUUAAAAUUAAAAAAACCGGAGGUGACAUGGCCCAGUACUAUAUUAAUAGAAAAGGCUAUUAUUCCCUGAAUGUUCAGGUUGUCUGUGAUGCUGACCUCAAAAUAAUGGAUAUAGUGGCUAGAUGGCGAGGCAGUACACAUGACAGUCGAAUUUUUAUGGAGAGCAAUAUAAAACAACGAUUUGAGGAUAGGCAGUUUAGAGGACGCCUUAUUGGCGAUUCGGGCUACCCUCUUCUGCCAUAUCUAUUUACACCUAUUUUAAGGCCUAGUCGUCCAGAAGAAGAAGCAUACAAUAAUGCUCACAUCUCAACUAGGAACACUGUUGAAAGGUGUUUUGGGGUGUGGAAGCAGCGGUUCCAAUGCCUACUCCAUGGCUUACCAGUAAGCCUCCAAAAUGGAAAAGCUGUGAUCAUAGCAUUGGCUGUAUUACAUAAUAUAGCCAUUGAUAUGAAUGACACAUUGUUAGAACAACAUAUGGAGCAGGUCCCUGUAACUCCGCAACUUUCGACGGAGAACAGUGUUCACGACAACCGACCUUCAUUGUUGAGGCGUAGGUCGCAGUUGAUACUACAAAAUUUUAUAAAUCAACAUUUUUGAAUGAUACUGUUCCUGGCAUCUUAAUGAAAAUAAAAAGAAUAUUUG
Ostrinia nubilalis (European corn borer) is the source of this 1371-nucleotide messenger RNA. Its product is annotated as putative nuclease HARBI1. NCBI's taxonomy places the organism in Eukaryota, Metazoa, Arthropoda, Insecta, Lepidoptera, Crambidae. Bases 271 to 1326 code for a protein of 351 amino acids. The record is from RefSeq and is a predicted model, not a curated record. The transcript has 5 exons.